CGCCAUGAAACCCAAAGAAGAAAGAGGAAGUAGAUUUGGAGACUAAUUUGUUUUGGUUAUGAACAUUCCUUGCGGAUUCAAUACUUACUGACUGGACGGAAUAGGCCGACUACCCACCUCACUCAGUCGAAAAUGUCUAAACUACAGUCGUUUCGUGUGUUUUUAAAUGAGCGUUUAACGGCGGCUGCCCUGGAGAUUUUCGUGGCAGUUGAGAAAACGGUGGCAGAGUACAAGGAGGAGAAUGAUCGGCUACGGAGACUGCUGCGGAUCACACCGAAGAUAAAACUAAGUAGAAUUGACUCCCUACAGCUCUCUCUUGCUGUCUCUGAAGAGGUUCCCUUUGAGCAGCAGCACUGUGAGCAGGAGUGGAGCACAAGACUGGGGCUGGAGGAUCCAGAGCCCACACAGAUUAAAGAGGAACAGGAGGAACUCUGUACCAGUCAGGAGAAAGAGACGCUUCAAGGGAUGGAGGCUGAUAUCAUAGAGUUCAAAUUCACUCCUUGUGUGAAAAGUGAAUGUGAUCAGGACACACUUCAGUCCUUGACUCUUCCCCAAACCCAGACUGUGGAGAACAGAGAUAGUGACUCUAAACUAGUGGAUCUCAAACCUUUUGGCAAUGUGACCCACCUAAAUAAUCAAAACAAUGACUCCAGCCACACCACGUCUAUAAAAACUCAACGCUGCCGUGACUGUGGUGAAACAUUUGCUUUGAAAGCUGACCUGCAGAGGCAUUUGACUCUCACUAAGAUGAGACCCAAGGAAUGCAGAUUCUGCAAAAAACACUACAACUCCACCUGUAAACUGAAGGCCCAUGUCCGACUCUGUCACGUGGAUAAACCCUGCUCCAUUUGUGGCAAAACCUUUAAAUACAAAGGGGUUCUGUCCAGGCACAUGAGGACUCAUACAGGAGAGACAGGAGAGAAACCAUUUAGUUGUGGUGACUGCGGGAAAAGCUUCAAACGCAAGCAGCAUCUAACCAACCAUGUACGGACUCACACAGGAGAAAAACCAUUCAGCUGUGGAGACUGUGGUAAAAGCUUCAUUCAGAAGGGACAUCUAACCGAACAUAUUCGAACCCAUACAGGAGAGAAACCAUUUAGCUGUGAUGACUGUGGGAAAAAAAGCUUUAAUCAGAAGUGGCUCCUAACUGAACAUAUACGGACUCACACAGGGGAGAAACCAUUUAACUGUAGUGACUGCGGGAAAAGCUUUAGUUACAAGGGGGACUUAAGGAGGCAUAUGCUGACUCACACAGGAGAGAAACCAUUUAGCUGUGGUGACUGCGGAAGAUGUUUCAAUCAUAAGGGGCACCUAAGGAAGCAUAUAUUGACUCACACAGGAGUGAAACCAUUUAGCUGUGGUGACUGUGGGAAAAGCUUCAAUCAGAAGGCGGCCCUAAAGACACACAUACUGACUCACACAGGAGUGAAACCAUUUAGCUGUGGUGAUUGUGGGAAAAGCUUCUAUCAGAAGGGACACCUGAAUGAACAUAUUCGGACUCACACAGGAGAGAAACAACAUGUCUGCUCAGUAUGUGGUAAAGGAUUCACUCAGAAGGCUCAUCUGGUGAGGCAUAUAAAUAACGUCCACAAAGAAAGGAAACAGGACGAAAACAGGAAAUAAGAAAGAAAUUAGGAGAAAGAUCUUUUGUCAGAUUAAAAAGGCAGUAUGUGGACAGGACAACACUCCUAAGAAAACACAAAUAAAAGCUAAAUAAGUGUGGGUCAUUCAUGCUGUAGGUUUCAGAUAAAUAGAGGAAUGAUAUUCUGUCGGCCUACAAUUGGGGUAAGUGUAGCGAACAUAGUGCCACCACUACCAACCUUGUUAGCGUAAUGGUUUUGGACCUCUGGUGUAAUAUUUGAGGGGUAUGACUGAUAGUCGCAGGAACUGGGUUUGAGUGCUGGUAUUUUUUUUCUUAUUUUUUUACCAUGUCAUUCUUAAUCCAGCCCCGCCCUAGGUCUUUGGUGGCUCAGAUUGCUUAUCUAGCUAAAUACACUGCUCAAAAAAAUAAAGGGAACACUAAAAUAACACAUCCUAGAUCUGAAUGAAUGAAAUAUUCUUAUUAAAUACUUUUUUCUUUACAUAGUUGAAUGUGCUGACAACAAAAUCACACACAAAUUAUCAAUGGAAAUCAAAUUUAUCAAUCCAUGGCGGUCUGGAUUUGGAGUCACACUCAAAAUUAAAGUGGAAAACCACACUACAGGCUGAUCCAACUUUGAUGUAAUGUCCUUAAAACAAGUCAAAAUGAGGCUCAGUAGUGUGUGUGGCCUCCACGUGCCUGCAUGACCUCCCUACAACACCUGGGCAUGCUCCUGAUGAGGUGGCGGAUGGUCUCCUGAGGGAUCUCCUCCCAGACCUGGACUAAAGCAUCCGCCAACUCCUGGAUAGUCUGUGGUGCAACGUAGCGUUGGUGGAUGGAGCGAGACAUGAUGUCCCAGUUGUGCGCAAUUGGAUUCAGGUCUGGGGAACGGGCGGGCCAGUCCAUAGCAUCAAUGCCUUCCUCUUGCAGGAACUGCUGACACAUUCCAGCCACAUGAGGUCUAGCAUUGUCUUGCAUUAGGAGGAAGCCAGGGCCAACUGCACCAGCAUAUGGUCUCACAAGGGGUCUGAGGAUCUCAUCUCGGUACCUAAUGGCAGUCAGGCUACCUCUGGCGAGCACAUGGAGGGCUGUGCGGCCCCCCAAAGAAAUGCCACCCCACACCAUGACUGACCCACCGCCAAACCGGUCAUGCUGGAGGAUGUUGCAGGCAGCAGAACGUUCUCCACGGCGUCUCCAGACUCUGUCACGUCUGUCACAUGUCCGUGUGAACCUGCAUUCAUCUGUGAAGAGCACAGGGCGCCAGUGGCGAAUUUGCCAAUCUUGGUGUUCUCUGGCAAAUGCCAAACGUCCUGCACGGUGUUGGGCUGUAAGCACAACCCCCACCUGUGGACGUCGGCCCCUCAUACCACCCCCAUGGAGUCUGUUUCUGACCGUUUGAGCAGACACAUGCACAUUUGUGGCCUGUCGGAGGUCAUUUUGCAGGGCUCGGGCAGUGCUCCUCCUUGCACAAAGGCGAAGGUAGCGGUCCUGCUGCUGGGUUGUUGCCCUCCUACGGCCUCCUCCACGUCUCCUGAUGUACUGGCCUGUCUCCUGGUAGCGCCUCCAUGCUUUGGACACUACGCUGACAGACAUCGCAAACCUUCUUGCCACAGCUCGCAUUGAUGUGCCAUCCUGGAUGAGCUGCACUACCUGAGCCACUUGUGUGGGUUGUAGACUCCGUCUCAUGCUACCACUAGAGUGAAAGCACCGCCAGCAUUCAAAAGUGACCAAAACAUCAGCCAGGAAGCAUAGGAACUGAGAAGUGGUCUGUGGUCACCACCUGCAGAACCACUCCUUUAUUGGGGGUGUCUUGCUAAUUGCCUAUAAUUUCCACCUUUUGUCUAUUCCAUUUGCACAACAGCAUGUGAAAUGUAUUGUCAAUCAGUGUUGCUUCCUAAGUGGACAGUUUGAUUUCACAGAAGUGUGAUUGACUUGGAGUUACAUUGUGUUGUUUAAGUGUUCCCUUUAUUUUUUUGAGCAGUGUAUAUUGUUCUGAACUGUUUGAUUUGUCUUCCUAAUCAUGUUUCUUUAAAUAUAUAUUAUUUAUAACCACAGUAAGGAAAGGUGAUAGAUAGCCUAUGGAUAUUUUGCUCUGAACUUGCCACCCGAAGCAGUUUUAGUCAGGGACCAUAUUUUAGUCCUGUUUUAGGCUUCUCAAAUAUAUACAAAUACAUCAUACAACGGAGCAUAUGUAUUCCAUUCUCUGUAUAGUGAACAGAAGAUUACAUUUUAAUAUACAUGACCUUGAACAGCAGAGGAAAAUAAAAGUGCUUGCUAAAUGCUGAUGGAGUGCUGAACUGCCAAAUAGAGAUACCCUGUUAAUUCUAUCCAUCAUUUUAGUGAGCCUAAAACACGAUAUACUCUAAAAGAAUUUGUCUAAUUUAAUUUGUGCAAUCAACUAUUAUCCAUGAGUGCUGUAGCUAUGCAAAGGUAUUCCUGUGAUAAACAUUACAGCAGCAAUUUGGUAUAGACUUAAUUUGAUCUGAUUUCAAGGGCAGAAGCAAACCAAAAAAGCAACUUAUUAAGGGUAAAUGAGAAUGUGUGCAACAGGGUGAGAGUUGUCCUACUUUCGAAAACACAAAUGCUGUUUAUUACUUGCCACAUCAGGCUUGUUGUUUGGGGGCUUACACUAAUUCUGUAAAAUUACCUAUGUGACAAUAUCUCUUUUUUUUUUGCCUGCCUGCCAGGAAUUGCAUUGAAUCGAUUAAUCAGAUCCAUGAUUAGUUGAGUCCAGGGUUCAAAAUAAUGACUCGAUGUACCUACAGUUGAAGUCGGAAGUUUACAUACACUUAGGUUGGAGUCAUUAAAACUCAUUUUUCAACCACUCCACAAAUUUCUUGUUAACAAACUAUAGUUUUGGCAAGUCUUUUAGGACAUCUACUUUUUCCAACAAUUGUUUACAGAUUAUUUCACUUAUAAUUCACUGUAUCACAAUUCCAGUGGGUCAGAAGUUUACAUUCCGUAAUUUCCGGACUAUAAGCCGCUACUUUUUCCCACGCUUUGAACCUCGCGGCUUAUACAAUGACGCGGCUAAUUUAUGGAUUUUUCCCGCUUUCACAAGAUUCAUGCCGCCAAAAAACUGAGCACCGUCACAUAAUGUGACGUAAAUCAAAAAGACAACAAAAGCUUUCAGAGGGAAGAAAAGCAGAUGGCCCGAACUAGAAAAUGAGCUUGAAGACUGGGUCAACACAUAGAGAGCAGACGGCCAAGGUGUUUCAACUGUGCAGAUCCGACUGAAAGCCAAAACAAAUCGCCACCGCAAUGAAGUUUGAGCAUUUUAGGUAGGCACCUGCGGCUUAUAGACAUGUGCGGCUUAUUUAUGUACAAAAUACAUAUAUUUUUUAAAUUCAGUGUGUGCGGCUUAUAUUCAGGUGCGCUUAAUAGUCCAGAAAUUACGGUACACUAAGUUGACUGUGCCUUUAAACCGCUUGGAAAAUUCCAGAAAAUGUCAUGGCUUUAGAAGCUUCUGAUAAAUUAUGUCAAUUAGUCUGAGUCAAUUUGAGGUGUACCUGUAGAUGUAUUUCAAGGCCUACCUUCAAACUCAGUGCUUCUUUGCUUGACCUCAUGAGAAAAUCAAAAGAAAUCAGCCAAGACUUCAGAAAAACAAUUGUAGACCUCCACAAGUCUGGUUCAUCCUUGGGAGCAAUUUCCAAAUGCUUGAAGGUACCACGUUCAUCUGUACAAACAAUAGUACGCAAGUAUAAACACCAUGGGACCACGCAGCCGUCAUACCGCUCAGGAAGGAGACGCGUUCUGUCUCCUAGAGAUGAACGUACUUUGGUGCGAAAAGUGCAAAUCAAUCCCAGAACAACAGCGAAGGACCUUGUGAAGAUGCUGGAGGAAAUAGGUACAAAAGUAUCUAUAUUCACAGUAAAAUGAAUCCUAUAUCGACAUAACCUGAAAGGCCGCUCAGCAAGGAAGAAGCCACUGCUCCAAAACCGCCAUAAAAAAGACUACGGUUUGUAACUGCACAGGGGAACAAAGAUUGUACUUUUUGGAGAAAUGUCCUCUGGUCUGAUGAAACAAAAAUAAAACUGUUUGGCCAUAAUGAUCAUUGUUAUGUUAGGAGGAAAAAGGGGGACGCUUGCAAGCCGAAGAACACCAUCCCAACCGUGAAGCACGGGGGUAACAUCAUGUUGUGGGGGUGCUUUGCUGCAGGAGGGACUGGUGCACUUCACAAAAUAGAUGGCAUCAUGAGGAAAGAAAAGUGUGGAUAUAUUGAAGCAACAUCUCAAGACAUCAGUCAGGAAGUUAAAGCUUGGUCACAAAUGGGUCUUCCAAAUGAACAAUGACCCCAAGCAUACUUCCAAAGUUGUGGCAGAAUGGCUUAAGGACAACAAAGUCAAGGUAUUAGAGUGGCCAUCACAAAGUCCUGACCUCAAUUCUAUAGAAAGUUUGUGGGCAGGACUGAAAAAGUGUGUGCGAGCAAGGAGGCCUACAAACCUGACUCAGUUAUACCAGCUCUGUCAGGAGGAAUGGGCCAAAAUUCGCCCAACUUAUUGUUGGAAGCUUGUGGAACGUUUGACCCAAGUUAAACAAUUUAAAGGCAAUGCUACCGAAUACUAAUUGAAUGUAUGUAAACUUCUGACCCACUGGGAAUGUGAUGAAAGAAGUAAAAGCUGAAAUAAAUAAUUCUCUAUUAUUAAUCUGACAUUUCACAUUCUUAAAAUAAAGUGGUGAUCCUAACUGACCUAAAACAGGGAAUUUUGACUCGGAUUAAAUGUCUUUAAAUUGUGAAAAACUGAGUUUAAAUAUAUAUAUAGUGUCAGUAGUAUUUUGUUUUCUCUUGGUGUCUUUCUUUAAUACAACUCUUAUUUUGUAUUUUGAAUUUAAUGUAACAUCUUAUGUUAUUGUCUUACUGUUCUGUGCUUGGUCAUCUCUUUGUAUGUUUUAUGUGGACCCCAGGAAGAGUGCUGCAUGUACAGUAGUUAAUGGUAAUCCUAAUAAACUAAACAUCUGAUUGUG
Messenger RNA from Salvelinus fontinalis (brook trout), 6544 nucleotides. Its product is annotated as zinc finger protein OZF-like. Bases 133 to 1623 code for a protein of 496 amino acids. Gene Ontology annotation, biological process: regulation of transcription by RNA polymerase II. Gene Ontology annotation, molecular function: DNA-binding transcription factor activity, RNA polymerase II-specific; RNA polymerase II cis-regulatory region sequence-specific DNA binding. Lineage: Eukaryota; Metazoa; Chordata; Actinopteri; Salmoniformes; Salmonidae. The record is from RefSeq and is a predicted model, not a curated record. The transcript is spliced from 2 exons.